AUGGCACGGUGUUUCUCCUGCGUUGGGAAAAAGAAGAAGAAUACUAAUCAACCAUUGGAAAUCAAGGAAAAUAUUUCAAAGCAAAAGAAAAAGUCAAGCAUAGUUUUUAAUGACGACUCAAAACUUCCAAAUGACGUAAACAACUCGGAAUCGUUAACAAACGUCGAUAAUGUCUCGUUGGAUACUUUAGUGAUCUAUUUCAAAGAAUACGAUUGGAAAUCACGAACAUAA
Adineta ricciae is the source of this 231-nucleotide messenger RNA. The record is from the annotation of a GenBank genome assembly. Lineage: Eukaryota; Metazoa; Rotifera; Eurotatoria; Adinetida; Adinetidae.